Messenger RNA from Olea europaea var. sylvestris, 321 nucleotides. RefSeq lists its product as uncharacterized. The coding region runs from base 1 to 321 and encodes 106 amino acids. The record is from RefSeq and is a predicted model, not a curated record. NCBI's taxonomy places the organism in Eukaryota, Viridiplantae, Streptophyta, Magnoliopsida, Lamiales, Oleaceae. The transcript has a single exon.
AUGGAUCCAUCUUUCUAUAGACAGCUUGUUGGAAGCUUGAGAUAUUUGGCGUGUACAACACCCGAUAUUUUUUAUGGUGUUGGUCUUGUUAGCUGUUAUAUGAAGGCACCAACUUUAACUCACAUGGAGAUUACUAAAAGGAUGCUUCGCUACAUUAAAGGUACUCUUGAUUACGGCUUAAUUUAUUCUUCUUCUAAAAAUUUCAAGCUUCAUGGUUAUAACGAUAGUGACUGGACUAGUAAUAUUAAUGAUCGAAAAUGCACCACAGGAUUUUUGUUAUUCGUGGAUAACAGUGCUUUCACUUGGUGUUCAAAGAAGUAG